Molecule: messenger RNA, 192 nt
Organism: Aspergillus niger
Lineage: Eukaryota; Fungi; Ascomycota; Eurotiomycetes; Eurotiales; Aspergillaceae
Exons: 2
Coding region: 1-192 (63 amino acids)
Source: RefSeq, a predicted model, not a curated record
AUGGCGAAGCGAGUCAAUUUUGUACCCCACAACACGCUCUGGAUAACGACACUUCUCGAGAAAACAUAUCCUGUUCCUCCUCUAUCAACAAUCCCAUCUGGAACGCCUGGCAUUACUGUAGUGCCCUGUUACCCUUUUCAGUGCAUUGUUGCUCCUGAUGCGUGCGAUCGAUUCUGUGGAGAUUUGAGAUAG